AUGGCCCGCCCGGCUCCCUCCCGAUCAUCCCUGGACAUUGUUGCAGCCUGCGACAACUACCGCAUAGAUGCAGACCGCAUGUCCCUCACCACCUGGCGUCUUACCGCCCAUCCCACAUCCCCUGCCAUCGGCCUCCUUCGCGCGGAGAUCGUAGCCCAGCUUCGCGCGGAGGAUGCUAAAGGCUCGGUCCCAGCAUGGGAGUUCGCCACACACGAAGGCAGGCAGGUCGUCGGCUUCUCGUCUCACAUCCACGGGCCGUCUGCACGCACGCGCGUCAUUAAAGAGCUGUGUGAGCGCUGGCGGGAGGAAGGGCGCUGGCCCGACGUGAUCGGCCCACGCAAAUGGCGGAACGAGAUGUACGCGGUAUACCGCAAUCCGUUCGGCGUGCACGACGAGGUGCUGAUCGACGACACAGACGACGACGAGGCUAACUAUGCAUUUAUGAUGGAGCGCUCCGCGUGCGCGCUCUUUGGCGUUGUCACGUACGGUGUGCACAUGUCGAUCUUCGAGGAGGACGAGCACCGGCAUGGCGCGUUGGACUCUUGCCGCAUGUGGGUGCCGAUGCGUUCCAGAAGCAAGCAGACGUGGCCGGGCUACCUCGACAAGACCGUCGCCGGAGGCAUCCCGUGUGGGCUCGGCGCGUUCGAGAGCCUCGUCAAGGAGUCGAUGGAGGAGGCCAGCCUUGCGGAAGACGUGGUCCGGAUGCAUGCGCGCGUAGCAGGUACUAUAAGCUAUUUCUUCCGAACGAGCGCCGGAUGGCUCCAACCUGAGAUCCAAUAUGUCUAUGACCUCCGCAUUCCCUCCGGGGCCGAUCCGGAAGCAUAUAAGCCAACACCACUUGACGGCGAGGUCGAAUCGUUCGACCUCCUUCCCCUGGCCGAAGUCGUGUCGCGCAUGCAGCAGGGGCUGUUCAAGCCCAACACGGCGCUAGUUAUUCUCGAUUUCAUGAUCCGCCACGGGUACCUCACGCCGGAGGACGAACCGGACUACCAGGAGAUCGUGACGCGCCUGCAUGGGCGAUUCGAGUAUGAGCAGUGGUGA
Molecule: messenger RNA, 1041 nt
Organism: Postia placenta MAD-698-R-SB12
Lineage: Eukaryota; Fungi; Basidiomycota; Agaricomycetes; Polyporales; Adustoporiaceae
Exons: 5
Coding region: 1-1041 (346 amino acids)
Molecular function (GO): 8-oxo-dGDP phosphatase activity
Source: RefSeq, a predicted model, not a curated record